Molecule: messenger RNA, 1848 nt
Organism: Drosophila rhopaloa
Lineage: Eukaryota; Metazoa; Arthropoda; Insecta; Diptera; Drosophilidae
Gene: Ir7a
Exons: 1
Coding region: 1-1848 (615 amino acids)
Source: RefSeq, a predicted model, not a curated record
AUGUUGCAGUAUCUGUGGAUUCUGAUGGCACUUCGAUCGCCGGCGAUGGGUGCAGUGCAUCCGCCGGAACCGGAGGUCAUCGCACCCCUGGUGGCAGCUGCCCUGGAAAUUCUGGAUGAGCAGGUCAGACCCUCGCAGAUCACCUUGGCCGUGGUGGAAUUGACGGCAGGUGGCCGGCACAGGGAUCACCGGCAGGAGGAGCUAAUGACCGCGAUCCUCAAGGCGGUGGACAUCGAGCUGGCAUUGCGGACAUUUCAGCAGCCACCCGCCGAAGUUCCCGCCAGUCAUGUGGUCUUUCUGGUCAAUUCCGCCCAGGCCUUCAACACGCUGAGCUUCAACUUUACGGACAUGCACUCGACGCGGGAAUAUAACUUCUUGAUCCUGCUCACCAGGCGCAUGUCCUCGCGAGCCGAGCGCAUCCAGGUGCUGACGGAGAUAUCCAGGACCUGUGUGCGCUUCCACACCGUCAAUGUCCUGCUGCUCACCCAGAAGCGAAACGGUCAGGUCCUGAUCUACACCUAUUGCCUGUACAACAGGAACUGCGACCUGAACGUGACCCUGGAGCUGAUCGAUCGCUACCAGAACGGCUCCUUUCGGCACGGUCGGCAGGCCAGGUCCUUCGACCGGGCUCUGAGCAGCCUGUCCGGAUGCUCGGUGCGGGUCAGCUGGUAUCCCCUGGCGCCGUACGUCUCCUUUGAGGGCAACUCCAGUGAUCCGGCGGAGCGGGCGGAGAUCUGGCGACUGACUGGGAUCGAUGGGGAGCUGAUCAAGUUGCUGGCCCAGAUCUUUCGCUUUCGCAUUCAGCUCGAGGAGCCGUGCGACAAGUGCCUCUCGCCGGACAUCAAGGACGGAUGCAGUGGCUGCUUCGACCAGGUGAUGUACAGCAACUCCUCCAUCCUGAUCGGUGCCAUGAGCGGAUCGCACCAGCACCGGUCGCAGUUCUCCUUCACCUGCUCGUACCACCAGAGUUCGCUGGUCUUCAUCACGCACAUGCGGGAGCAGUUCGGAGCGGUGGCCCAGUUGGCGGUGCCAUUUUGUGGCACCGUUUGGCUGGCAUUGGUGCUCUCGGGGGUUCUGGUGGUGCUGGUGGUGGGUGCUCGGAAGAGGAUCGUGUGCGGGGAGUCCGAUAUGGCGCGGCAUGGCCUCCAGGUGCUCACCACCCUGAUGGGCAAUCCCCUGGAGGCGAGGAGCCUGCCCGGCAGUUGCCGUACUCGCAUCCUCUACGUCACUUGGCUGCUUUUGGUUCUGGUCCUGCGAGUCGUUUACCAGGGCAAGUUAUUCGACUCCUUCCGAUUGCCCUAUACUAAACCCCAGCCGGCCGGAAUAUCGGAGUUGAUCAGGGACAACUACACGCUGAUUUCCCAGGAGUAUGUGGAGUAUUAUCCCCGGAGAUUGACCGUGCUGACCAGGAAUGGAUCCACCGAUCGGUUCGACUACAUGCAGGGUUUGGGUGAGGAGGCGCGGAUUACGACCACCUCGCUGAUUGCCGCGAUGAGCUACUACAAUCAGAGGCACUGGAGCACCAGCCAAUUGACCCACAUAAGGGAGCACAUCUACAACUACCAAUUGGUCAUCUACUUGCGGCGCCACUCGCUCCUCAAAUUCUCCUUCGAUCGCAAGAUCAAGCAGCUCUUUUCGGCCGGUAUAAUUGGGUAUUUUGUUCGUGAGUUCGAUAGCAGCCAGUACAGUGACCCCUAUGAGGAGGACUACAAGGUCUCACCCAUUCCCUUGGAGGCCUUCUGCGGUCUAUACUACAUUUCCUCGAUUUUGCUAUCUGCUGCGGUAGCUGCCUUUUUCCUGGAGCUGCUCAGCCAGAGGAUCAACUGGUUGAGGAGGCUCUUUGAGUAG